AUGUUUCCUUUCGACCUUGUCCAGAGACUUUACACUAUUGCUUUUCCUCCGACUGCGUCCAAGAACGAAGAUGCUAUUCGUAUUGGACUGUUGGGGGCUUCCAAGAUCGCGCCGGUCGCGGUGGUGAAUCCCGCAAAGUCCCAUCCAGAUGUCAUCGUGGCUGCGGUAGCCGCUCGUGACUUCGACCGCGCCAAGAAGUAUGCUCAAGAUUAUGGCAUACCUAUUGUGCAUUCUUCUUACCAAGCCAUGCUGGAUGAUCCCUCCAUUGACGCCAUUUACGUGGCGCUUCCCAACGGCCUACACUACGAGUGGACUCUACGAGCGAUUCGUGCCGGAAAGCACGUUCUUCUCGAAAAGCCCUCUUGCUCCAAUGCGAUCGAGGCAAAGAAGUUGUUCACUCAUCCCUUGGUGACCGCCUCGAAUGCACCCGUGCUUCUGGAGGCUUUCCAUUAUCAGUUCCAUCCCGGCUGGCAGACGUUUCUCUCCGAGAUUCGCGCAUCACCCGGCGCUAUCCAGGCUGUUCAUGCGCUGUUCCACGUUCCGCCGGGGAUUAUCAAUCCGGGAGAUAUUCGAUUCCAGUAUUCCCUCGGUGGAGGAUGUAUGAUGGACGUGGGAACGUACCCCUUGUCAAUGGUUCGGCAGAUCGUCGGACGAGACAAGUUCCUUGAACCUGUGGAGGUGAAGUACCGCGUCCAUCAGCCUAGAAAGGACGGCAUCGUCGACGAGCCGCAGAUUGACGAAGCCACUGAAGCCCAGUACCGGGUCUCUGAUGGUGCGAUUGACGUGCGCAUCAGUGGUGAUUUCAUGACCAAGGGGGGACUGUCUUCGAUUCUGCCCGCGUCCUGGUCUCGACGACUACCUUCUCCGCAGUGGCCCAAGGCUACGGUCACGCUGGCGCCAGUGCGUGUGGAUGCAGUAUCUUCUUCUUCUCCGGGGAGCAGUGAACAAUCCACGUCGAGUGGGCACUUUGUGCAACGCACGCUGAUCAUGUGGAAUCCGUUGAUUCCCACCUUCUACCAUCGUAUUGACAUUGUGGAUCAACACACGCUGCGCGAGGGAGAGCGUGUGACUCAAUCGUGGACCGAGACCGAGUACAAGACUGCGUAUAACUGGCCCGUGGGAGAUCCGCGGGCUGCGGUCUACAGAGACUGGUGGACGACGUAUCGCUGUCAGCUGGAAGAAUUUGUCAACCGUAUUAAAGGGCGCCAGGGCUCUGGAGUGUGGGUGGAUGGGGUGGAAAGUGUGGCGCAGAUGGAGACUAUUGAUCGGACUUAUGAGAAAGCUGGACUGCAGCCUCGACCGACAAGCAAUGUGGCGAUAUAG
This is a messenger RNA of Penicillium oxalicum, 1323 nucleotides long. Its product is annotated as Gfo/Idh/MocA family protein. Gene Ontology annotation, molecular function: nucleotide binding. The transcript is spliced from 3 exons. Bases 1 to 1323 code for a protein of 440 amino acids. The record is from RefSeq and is a predicted model, not a curated record. NCBI's taxonomy places the organism in Eukaryota, Fungi, Ascomycota, Eurotiomycetes, Eurotiales, Aspergillaceae.